CGGGACGGACUCGGAGACAGUAGUUGCCAUAACGAGACCAAUGUGAGGCAGAAAACCGCCGACUUUUCUCUCGAUUUUUGUGAAUUUUCUUCCUUCCCUGAUGUGAGGGGGGGCAGGCGGGUGCGAGGGGUACUCAGAGUAACCUUUUAGCUGGAGCACACGCCGUAUCCAGUGCGAGGGAGGCGUGAAACAAGGUCAAAAUGGCGAAGCUGGUUGGUGUUUACGAUGAGGAAGAAGAAAUAUUAUUGGGCAGGAGACAGCUUCCCCUCACCGUCUAUGACACCCGAGUCAUGACCAUGCAGCUCGGGGAGACGUGUGAGCGGUGCGAGGUGUCCGGGGGCAAUGGGGCGACAGCAACGGCAGGGCGGCGGCAGUGGGAUGAGAGCUUCACCCGGCAGUACGCCACCCUCAGCAAAGAGGAGGUGGUGGCUGCCCUCACUGUGCCCUCCAAAGUCCUAUUCACACGCCUGGCUCAAACAGUGGCUUGUGUUGGCUGUAGGAGGAGUGUUGAGCGUCUGUUCAACCAGCUGCGUGUGUCUGGUCACCCAGCCCUGGAGCCCCUGCUGGUGACUGGCUCAGGUGCUCUCACCGUGCAGCGGAAGUACGCCCUGCAGGCACGCGCCCUUGGAUCUCUCUUCAGUGACCACGGCCUGGCCUUGAGUGCAAUGCUGGACAACAUUCCCAAGCUGAAGAAAUCUGGGCGGUGCGUUCUUCACUCUAUGGAGGGGGUUCGCUGCCGGCCAGGGGGGCGGUCCUGGCGGGAGGUGUGGGACGUCAUGGACACUACCUGCCGUGAGUCUGUCACCCUAGUGUGUCCCGACCAGCUCCUCUCCACCUUAGACAACUACCUCCGCAAACACCGCUUCUGUCAAGAGUGCAAGAAUAAGGUCCAUCGGGCAUUUGACAUCCUGGUGGGGGGUCAGGGCAGCAGCAGCGGUGGCAACAGCAGCAGCAGUAGCGGGGGCAGUGGAAGUGGUAGUGGCAGUGUUGAGGCAGGUGCAGGGAACAAGGACAAGGGUUACGUGGCUGCCCUGUAUGCUGGCAUCCGUCGGUGUGAGGCAAAGCGGCACAUCCACAUCCCAGCUGACACAGAUUAUGUCACCCACCUCAUCACCCGUGCCGAGCCAGAGCUACAGGGAAGACGAGAAAGACAUGCCAAGACACUGGAGAUUGCCCAAGAGGAGGUGCUCACCUGCCUAGGCCUCUUCCUAUAUGAGAGGCUGCAGAAGGUGCACACUCGCCUACGGGAAGAGGAGCAGACCUGGGAUAUCCUCUUCCACGUCGCCCUGGACACUCUGCGCAGGAACUUUGAACUGUAUGUGGAGGACAAGCAAGGCUACUCCAAGUUUGAGAUGCUGUGCGAGGAGUUGCAGAGGCAGGAACUGAGAGAGAAGGCCAAGAAGGAGAAAAAGAAGAAAAGAAAGAAGAACAAGAAAAAUGAAGAAGGAAAGGAGAACACUUGCCUGUGUGAGGAAGAGGCUGGAGGUUGCCGGGAAUGUGAGCUCAACAUGGCUUCAUCCACCUGUCCAAGCCAGCGUGCUACUCUCAUCAAUGCCACCAAUAAGCAGGUUGGCUCAGAGUUGUUUUGCCGAGGAGGAACCCACCUGGGCCCACCCAUAGGCACUCCUCAUGUGGGGAACGGUCACCUCCACCCACCUGACCAACCAGGAGGGGGCAGGGGAGGUGGGGGUGGGCGGUGUGGUGGUGGGAGUGACUGUGGGAGUGUGGUUGCCAGUGAUGCAGGGAGUGAAAGGGGCAGCAGUGAAGAGAAGGAGAGCUGUGAUUCUAGCCCUGACCCUUACCAUCACAACCACCAUCAUCACCACCACCACAACCACCACAGCCACAAGUCACCCCACCCACUAGAGUGCACAGCUUCCACAGACUCCCUUGUGUCCAGGUGUUCACAGGGAUCGCGCGACGGAGGUUAUUGCUCAGCCCAGGGAUCAUCUCGGGACUCUUCAGAGGUGGCCUGUGGUGAGGGCCUGUGCUCCCACCACCAUGAGGACCACCUGGAGGACCCCUCAGCCCCACACACACCACACCACCCUCACCACAAUGAUAUGGAGCACAGUGAGGCCCUCCAGCCUCCACUGUCCCCAUCCCUGCCACGACAUACCCAGCCCUUCACACUCUCCCUGCAGCAGAUGUUGGAUGACUCCAGGUGUGAGGAUGAGGAGAUCCCAGAGGCUGAGGUGCAGGCUUGGCGGGCCCGACUUGGGGUGGUGAAGCAGAAACGUGCCGAGCUGCGACAAACACUUCGACAGCGAUUCCAGCAGUUCUGCCAUCGUGGCUGUGCUGUAGCUGUCCCCAACUCUGGUGUGGUGGGCCAGCCACAUCUCUGCCCCCACCAUAACCACACACCCAUUCCACACCACCCCAUCACCACAGCCCCCUCCACCAAGCCAUGCUAGAGAGGGAUGGAUGGACAGAGUGGUGGGGUGUUAGUGAUGGGCCUUGGCUGGAGAUAAACAAACUGUGUCUGUGCUGUGUUAGUGACUCAUAUUGGUGUGCUGUGGUGUUUGGGGCUCAAUGGGAGGAUGAGAGAUUGGUUUGGCAAUGUUUGAUGGUAUGCUCAUACACUGCAGUCACCCUUGCAGUCUGGGGUGGUCCAAGUACUGAUGUUUUGUGAUUAAAUCUUUUGUUUCAGGUUCCAUAUGCUGCCCCUGCUGUCUGUCCUUCAGAGGCACAGAAUAGCUAAAGAAAGGUCCAUCACGUGUCUGUCAUAUUCUAAUGAAUACUUGGAUGACAGUAUUUUUUUCUUUUUUAUAUCUUUCC
Eriocheir sinensis (Chinese mitten crab) is the source of this 2778-nucleotide messenger RNA. RefSeq names its product gametogenetin-binding protein 2-like. The coding region runs from base 201 to 2414 and encodes 737 amino acids. Gene Ontology annotation, cellular component: cytoplasm; nucleus. The record is from RefSeq and is a predicted model, not a curated record. The transcript has 11 exons. NCBI's taxonomy places the organism in Eukaryota, Metazoa, Arthropoda, Malacostraca, Decapoda, Varunidae.